AUGCUUAUUGGUGUUUGUGACCAAUGGCGGCACAUAGUGCUCCACCUAACUCUCGUCCAUGCCACGCCCACUCAGAUACAACUCGUCCACGAUCUACUCGAUAAGUACGAUAAGAAGGCGAAACCCAUGUGGGACAACUCGAAACCGAUCAAUGUAUCGUUUUCUAUGGAUCUCUACCAGAUACUAGAGCUGAACGAACCACAACAAUACAUUCUCCUAAAUGCCUGGAUCAUCGAGAGGUGGUAUGACGAAUUUCUCUAUUGGAAACCGGAAGACUACCAAAACAUUUCCGAAUUACGAUUGCCUUACGACUCAAUCUGGCUGCCGGAUACUACUCUAUAUAAUUCCCUCGUCAUGAAAGACGACGACACUCGUCGUCUGCUGAAUGCGAAACUUACUACAGAUCAUAAGCGGAGAGCAGCGUUUAUUGAGUUACUGUACCCGACAAUCUACAAGUUCUCAUGUCUUCUCGAUUUGCGAUUUUUCCCAUUUGACGUACAGGUAUGCACUAUGACGUUCUCAUCAUGGACCUACGACCAAAAAGGCAUCGAUUACUUUCCAUAUUCGGAGAAAAUUGGCACAUCAAACUACCUAGAAAACGAAGGCUGGUAUAUCUUGAAGACUAAAAUUACUCGAAACGAGGUGAAGUAUAGCUGUUGUCCAAAUAAGUACACUCUUCUACAGUUAACCCUAUACUUACGAAGAAAACCGCUUUUCUACAUUGUGAACUUGAUAAUUCCGACUUCUAUCAUCACUUUGAUAGCUAUUGUUGGAUUUUUUACGACCUCCUCAGCUAGUGGGAUGCGAGAAGAAAAGGUAUCUCUUGGUAUAACAACAUUACUUUCUAUGUCUAUCCUCAUGUUGAUGGUCUCGGAUCAAAUGCCAACAACAUCAACGUUCAUCCCUCUGAUUGGGUGGUUCAUACUCGCGAUGAUAAUCGUUAUCUCACUGGGUACGGUAGUUUCAUCAGUUAUCAUCGCCAUACAAAAACGUGGAAGCCAUGGCGAGCGAUUAUCGAAGCGCGUGCUGAGGAUUGCAAAGAUUAUCGCAUACGUGACUUGCACAUCAUUGCCAUCACAUAUUGAAAAGGAGCAAAUGAUGGAAGCUUUCGAUGCCCCAACACCUACUGUGGAGGUGUUAAAGCCAGUGAAAACACCGACAGAAGCGCAGAAGAGGUGGAUGAGCAUCAAAAAAGCGAAAAAUGGUAUAGCUGUCGUCUCGGAUAAGAGUACCGAUCCACUCAUACAUAUGGGCAAUCAAGGCGUAGAGGAUGGUGCUUUCCCGGGAAUGACGCCCACUGCACCUUUGCCUCCAUCAUCGGUGUUCGACGAUGAAGUUUCACUCAAUAGCGAACUCUCGUCCAGGCCAACGACCGGUCGCAUUGUCAAGCAGAACGGCAAAAGCAACACAUUUGCACAAAUGCAAGUGACUUCAAUUCUUACCAACAACAGUAGGACCAACUACAACCCUAGCUCAAGUGGAGCGAUCGCAAACCGAUCGUUAUUAAUGGAAGACAUACCAUUGAUACGGCUCACCCGCGAUUUGCUUGCCAAGGAUAGGUAUGACACUCGAGUGCGACCGAUUAUCGACCAUACAAAGACGUUGAAGGUCCAUAUCAGCAUCUCUUUAUAUCAGAUUAUUGAAGUGGAUGAACCUUCGCAGAAUAUCAAGUUGAAUGUAUGGAUGAUCCAAAAAUGGAAGGACGAAUACUUAACAUGGGAUCCACGUGAUUAUGGCAUGAUCAACUCAACGAUUAUUCCGUACAAAUAUUUAUGGAUUCCGGACACUUAUCUGUAUAACAGCGUGAAGAUGAGCCGCGAUGAAACCGAACGGUACAUGAAUAUCCAGGUGGAGUCGAAUCACUGGAAGGGCGAAAACGGUUCACAGAUGUCUUUCCUUUACCCGGCUAUAUACACCAUCACAUGCAGACUAAACAUCAGGUGA
Molecule: messenger RNA, 1944 nt
Organism: Cylicocyclus nassatus
Lineage: Eukaryota; Metazoa; Nematoda; Chromadorea; Rhabditida; Strongylidae
Source: the annotation of a GenBank genome assembly